AUGAGCGCAGAUAACAUGCAAUUCCACACGCAUUCUCCGCGGGUUGAGCCACUGGAAGCGCUCACGAACAGCAGCGCGAAGCAGACGGGACUGCUCGAGGGCGACCAUUCCGACGGCGUGUCGAACACCCAACAGUCGCCAUCGGGACAUGCAGGGGCUGAAGGCCGGUGGUGGACGCCUUCAAAGAAGGCGGAGCGACGCGUAUCUGCUUCUGUCAUGCCUCGUACUGGCCUCUGUCACGGCAUUAAGGAUGUUGCGAGUUUCAAGUUAGAAAAGUGCCGCGUGGCAAGGUCCCUGGCCAUCCAGUGGCUCUCUUUGCUGAUGCACAGCCCACCAGACGCCUCCGCACUUGAGGCUUACCGAAGGCUGAAGCUGCAGCAAGGGCAGCAUCAAGGUAGCAAGGGGGCAGGGUUAGUCAAGAAUGGAGGAGUUGCACACAGGGGGGCUUUAUUUGUGGAAGUCGCGAGAAGAGGUGUCGGCUCUUCCUCUUUUUCUUCUACUGCCGCUGCCACUGUUGGCGUUAAUGCCGUUUCAGAUGCUGGUACCCAACAUGAAGGUAAGAUCGGUUCGAGUAAACUUCAGCCUUGUGCAGAGACGUUUGAGCUUGUACCCGUGGAUGAGCAGUCUGUUUCAGAGCUUAUCCGACUGCUUCGCGAGAUUGCUUUGGUGGGUGCCUCACUGGGAUCCCUUUUGCCUCACAAAGAGGGAGCUGGGAUGAAUGGUGUGAGUUCUUCACCCCCCAUCGUGGGAGGCAGUGAGACGGGCGCUGCGGAUGACAGGGUGACAGGCUACAGAGCCAGUGCCAGUGACAAUGGCAGUGUCACUGGCAGCAGCAGCAGUUGUAACUGUGACUCGCUCUGCACUGUGACUGAUAAUCAUUGGGAGGAUAUUAAGUCCUGCCUUAAUGCUUUGCAACAAUUGGUGCAGAAUCGCGAGGAAUUGACGUUGGUGUUGGACACCCUGCUGGGCAGUGACUGGUGCCCAGACGACGAUUCGUCACCAAACGAGUUGGAAGGUUCAUGUCCUGCUGAGGUGCUGUUGCCACCGUCGCAGGCGACGAGCUCGGCGGGCAUUGCGUUACAGCGGGCAUCGUUCCUCGCUGACGGGGCGACGGCGCACGGACCGAAGCACCAAGAGGAAGUUGAGGAGGCACAGCAACAACAGCGGCUGGUUUCGGAUAAUGUGAAGACGAACACACUCAAUCACAAGGCCGUUCCUUUUGAGUCGCGGCUGCAUUCUGUUUUGGCAAGUCCUCCAUUGAGUGCGGCCCCGUAUUAUUUUUCACGGGGAUCCACAUCAACGCAGGCGGUUGACCCGCACACGGCCUCUCCCGCCUCUUGCGCCUCUUACACAACCACGCCAUUGCUUCAGUGCAGUGGUAGUCCAGUGGAACCAGCGGGCUCGGGUAUGACGCCUGUCACUACGGCAGUAGUAGGCAGCAUGACACCUUCGACGGCACCCUCCUCAUUUUCGCCCGGCACAACAUUCAAGCUGGAAUCCCGUGAAGACAUGCUUCGUCGCCGUACGGCUGCAGCCGCGGCUGCGGCCCACUAUGCGCAUAACAACUCUGGAAACUACUAUGGCAACCGAUCACGUGGUCCUUGGAGCGGUUCUGGUUCCCCGCUUUUGCCUUUUAUGAACCCUGUUGUGAAUCCGUCGCAUUGCCCGUAUGAUUACCUGCUUGUGUUGGAUUUUGAGGCCACCUGCGAGGAGAGUAUCCCACCAUCAUACCUGCACGAAAUUAUUGAGUUUCCUGUGGUUCUUGUUGAUGUAAAACUGCAGCGAGCUGUGGCCGAGUUUCGCCAGUUUGUGAGACCCAAGGUGAAGCCCCAACUGAGUGAAUUCUGUCGUCGUCUGACGGGUAUCCGUCAGGAAGACAUCGACAAUGCCUUGCCACUAGAGGAGGUCAUUCGCCGGUUUGAGCGAUGGCAUGCAAAUACCAUUCCCCCUGGCUCUCGCACUAUGCUGGCCACAGAUGGUCCCGCUGACCUAAAGGAGUUUAUGUACGUUCAUAGCGUCUCACGGCAAGGGAUCCGCUUCCCCAGCAUGUUUUACCAGUGGAUCGAUGUGAAGCGUUUCUUUGCACACUUCUUUCAGUGCCAACAGGGCAAAAUACGAGCGAUGCUCGAUGCGUUGAACUGCCCCUUUGAGGGGCGGCUGCACAGUGGUAUUGACGACGCAAGGAAUGUUGCGAACAUUGUCAUACGCAUGCUGAAACUGGGAUGCUCCUUCUGUGAAAUUCCACUCAGCCGCUUGCCGUACGGGAUGACGGUUACCACCGCAAGCCUCGUGGCGCCUGAAACAGCAACGGCCACAACGGCGACAGCGACGACGAUAGGGCCGAUAUCAUCGGCUAAAGAUACCGUGAAUGCCUCCUCAGCCUAG
This is a messenger RNA of Trypanosoma rangeli, 2385 nucleotides long. RefSeq lists its product as uncharacterized. The coding region runs from base 1 to 2385 and encodes 794 amino acids. Gene Ontology annotation, biological process: exonucleolytic trimming to generate mature 3'-end of 5.8S rRNA from tricistronic rRNA transcript (SSU-rRNA, 5.8S rRNA, LSU-rRNA). Gene Ontology annotation, molecular function: 3'-5'-RNA exonuclease activity; nucleic acid binding. The transcript has a single exon. Lineage: Eukaryota; Euglenozoa; Kinetoplastea; Trypanosomatida; Trypanosomatidae. The record is from RefSeq and is a predicted model, not a curated record.